Molecule: messenger RNA, 2517 nt
Organism: Phytomonas sp. EM1
Lineage: Eukaryota; Euglenozoa; Kinetoplastea; Trypanosomatida; Trypanosomatidae
Source: the annotation of a GenBank genome assembly
AUGACGAACAGAAGCGAAUCCGACGAUCAAAAAAUUUCUAUCGCAUCACUAAAUCAUGAUGCAAAGCAUUGUGAAGAAGAGAUAGAGCGGGAUCCAAAUGUUCGACUUGAGUUGUACCGUGCGGUGUGCAACGCGGCCCUGUCGGAGGCCUCCAUCCGCGGCCCAUCCGCUAUUUCGCCAUUUUGGAUCGACAUUAUCCUUAACGGCGUAGAGGACAUGUGGUCCUCCACGCGCCGUGAGUGCGUGGAGUGUAUCAGGAAGCUUUUCUACACGCCCGCGCUCGAUAGCGCAACCGUAAGGCUUCCCUACCAUUCUGCUCACCAAUCGAGCCUCUCCUCAUUGGCGGACCAUAACGCGAAUGUAAAUCAGUCGAAGAGAGGUGCAUUCCCCAUAAAACCAAUUGGCUCGGAAAAAAGAGGACACAUUGUUAAUGGAGGCGGCACUACGGCGUCGUGUGCCGACUGGCGUCGGCAGCUAGCAAGCAAACUACUUUAUAGAUGGACAAGGACACGAAACGGCAGUGCUGGCUGGUACCAACGAGAGGGGCUCUUGCGUGUGCUUAAAAUUUAUUGCGAGUUCAACCAUACUUUUUACCAAAAUAAUUUUGAGGGGCAGCUCUGGUUGCACGAGGUGCUAUUUCGCGCAGGAAUCCCUGCGUUACAUGAGGCCCAGCUGCCUGUACGAGAAGAAGCGGCGUCUCUCCUAUGUAUCAUAGCCGAGCAAGAGGGUGCUGUCUGUUCCUAUGUUUUUGAUCGUGUUGUCAGCAAAUUACAGGGCCUUUUAACAACGCAGAAAACUCCAUCACCCCCUUCAAAGACUGAAGAAGCUCAAACUCACGUUGUGGAAGGUCACCUCAUCGCUCUAAUAAAACUAUUUGAGCGAGACCCUCGGUCUGAUCACAAAGAGAGCACGUAUCCGCUCUUGAUGCGUUACGCGUCACAUCCAGCGUCAAGUGUGCGUCAAUACGUAGCGGAGGCUCUUUGUCCACCCUCCGAGAUGCUCUGUAUCCGUUUAUUAAAGCAGCUGUCGAUAGGCAGUCGGUGGUCCUCGUCCCAUGUUCAGAAUAACUGGCAGGAGGGCGAGACGAUACUUAUGGCAUUGCAGCGACACCUUCUAUAUUAUCUUGCUCAAGGAAAAGGAUAUGACUUUAACUUGGAGAGGUUGAUUUCUGCUGAAACCGACAAGAGCCCGGCUUGCUUCUUCCAUAGCUGCCUUGAAUCACUUCUGGAUGCCUCGUGUGCCUCCCGAUUUGAGCUAUCCCGAAUGGGGCAACAAAUUAUCCCUCUCCUUUUGCAGCUUUGGGUUCGAUUUGCCAGUACAGUAGAGGUGGUUUUAACGGUGGUGCGGGAGCUGGUGCCGUCGAGUGCUCCGUCGGAGUAUUCCUCGAUGUUACAACGUGAUAGAUGUCAUAUUCUGGUAGAGUUAAUCAUUCCACUGCUAUGGUGGUAUCUGGUUGUUCGGCAAGCUACAGCAACUAUGGAAGACCAGGAAAAUCGGAGGGUAGAGGGGGUUCAUGUCAGCCAUUUUUUGAGCACACUUCAGGAUCGUACCUGGAAGGUUAGAAAUCCAAUGUUCAGCAUUGUGAUGCUCAUUAUCGGUUGUUAUUUUCUACCCCUUUUGGAAGAAAGUGAUGUCGCCAUUGUGCAUGAAAUAUUACUGGACAGUCAAACGUGGGAAAAUAUCCUGCGAACCCCUCCAGCCAUGCCUUAUCUGCACUUUGGAAUCGACUUUGUAUCAUCAAUGAAGUACAAGGGAAGAGAUCUUCAGCAUUUGGUUCCUGUGUGGCUCACUGCCCUUGAGGGGGCACAGACACAUCAUCAAUGUAUUCUUGCCACAAUGAUUCGUGAAGCCUUAUGCUUUUCAGACGCAGAGAGUCAGGAAGAAUCUGGAAAAGUAAAUGGUUCCGUUUUCUGUCGGCCAUUUCGCUUUGCUUAUCACGACACUUUUGCGGCACCAGCCAUGCUGGAUGGCGGUGAAGAGAUGUCGCUGGGCUAUACUUGGCUCAAGACGUAUUUUCCAACUGUUCAGGAAAUUCCCUCAGGGGAGAUGUUCUUUGGUACUGCGAUGGGUUCAUAUGCUGUUGCUGAGGAUUUCGAGAGACAGAAAGCUGUAGUUAACGCGCUGAGACGCUACGUCUGUAACGAUCUGUAUUUGUCUCCUUUGAUUGAGCCUGAGAUUCUUCGUGAAGCGCGUACCCUUAUGGCUGGAAUGGUUAGGGCAUACCCAGGGCAGGAGUGCCUUGAAUUUGUUCUUGAUUCCCUUUUGAUGCGACUGGAUCGCGUUUGUCCACAAUGGGAAAGCAAGGAGGAAAACACGAUACGUCAAAAACAAAAGGGGCGUGAUUGGGACAUCUGGGACGAUGACAAUGCGGGCUGUGGUCCUGUUGAAGGUAUAUCUAUCGAGGAGAUCCGGGACGCAUCCCACAUUGCUGCCCACAUAAUGCAAAAAAUGAGUCCCGAAGCUCAGCAAUUAAUUUAUAAAAAGUUCGGCGAUCGUCUUGUAAAAUUGAUGUACUGA